Molecule: messenger RNA, 1145 nt
Organism: Zea mays
Lineage: Eukaryota; Viridiplantae; Streptophyta; Magnoliopsida; Poales; Poaceae
Product: ethylene-responsive transcription factor LEP
Exons: 1
Coding region: 89-886 (265 amino acids)
Biological process (GO): regulation of DNA-templated transcription
Molecular function (GO): DNA-binding transcription factor activity; DNA binding
Source: RefSeq, a predicted model, not a curated record
UUCUCUCCGUCUCUCAGCUCUCGCAUCAACAACCGCCACCAAUAACUCUCUGUAUUCUUUCUCUGUGUGUGUCUUACUGUGCUCGUGCAUGGACUUCUCCUACCUCUUCUCGUCGUCGUCCUCGGAGAAGAAGUCAUCGAAGCGCCUGCAGCAGCAGCAGCUGCUGCAGCAACAGGACAACAACAGCAACGAGACAAGGUACCUCGGGGUGAGGCGGCGACCGUGGGGCCGGUACGCAGCGGAGAUCCGGGACCCGGCCACCAAGGAGCGGCACUGGCUCGGCACGUUCGACACCGCGGAGGAGGCCGCCAUCGCCUACGACCGCGCCGCCCGCAACAUCCGCGGCGCAAACGCCCGCACCAACUUCGCCUACCCCGACCUGCCGCCGGGCUCCUCCGUCACCCCAUACCUCUCCCCGGACCUCUCCGCCGACCAGCUCCAGCACUACUAUUACGCCAAUAACGACCCCGUAGCGCCCGCCGCUGAUCAGCCGCCAACGCCGGCGUGCGAUCAGUCCGCACAUGGCGGCGCCGCCGGCACCGAGGCCUAUCAGUACUACCACCACGUGCCAGUGGAGAUGAUGUCGUCCUACGGCGCUGCCGAGGGUGCGUCGGUAAUGGACUACGGCGGGAACCCCGAGAUGGGCAUGUACUUCGAAGGAAACGGCUCUGGUGGUGACGACGACAGAGCGUGGUGCGAGGCGUCGUCGGAGCUGUUGUUCGGUGGUUACAGCGACGAUGCGGCGGCGGCGCCGGCCAACGCGUCGCACGGGAUGUACUUCGAGGAAGGGUACGUGCACAGCCCAAUGUUCUCGCCGAUGCCGGCCGCCGAUGAGGUCGAUGGGUUCCAGCUCGGCGGGCCAUCGUCGUCUUCCUAUUACUACUGAUUAAUAUGCUUCGUCGUCGCAUAUAGUGCAGUGUUAUCGUUUGGUCGUCUCUCUGCUGCUUUGGUCAACGGCGGCUUGGCGCCCGCCGGAGGGGGCUACAUUGCCUCCGGCGUGGUGAGUGUGUGUUUGCGGUGUGCUUGUUUCUUCGCUACUACAAGUAUUUGACUUGCUGUGUACAGUAUUUUAAUCACGUACGUGCGUGCUUGUUUGUAAUAAGGCCAGUCGAUCUCGGCUUGUAUAAUGCAAUUCUCUUAUUGGA